Messenger RNA from Sclerotinia trifoliorum, 1668 nucleotides. NCBI's taxonomy places the organism in Eukaryota, Fungi, Ascomycota, Leotiomycetes, Helotiales, Sclerotiniaceae. The record is from the annotation of a GenBank genome assembly.
AUGAGUAUCAUAGAAGCUGGAACAAUCAUGGCAAGCAUAUUGAAGAUCAUUCAAUUCUUUGUUUUUGCUUAAUUAUGCCUUCUUUCCUCUCCACUGUAGGUUCCUACUUUUGGUCUCCCAUUUCUUGGCCUUUUACUUUGUCUACUAUUUUCUUCUCUUUUCAUUCUUCUCUUUUCAUCUACUCCAUUUUGAAAAUAUACGUAUUCUUUAAUUGUUUUGUCGGCGAGUACGAUAUUCAGCAUUCAUUAUCAAGCGCAAGUCGCCAUUAUUCUAUUCUGUAAAAUUUAGACAAACCCACACUAUCAGUUUUGAACCUCAAAAAACAUUCUAUCAAGAUGUAUUUCACACAAACCCUCUUCUUUUCUGCCUUGAGCAUCAGCAGUGUCUUUGGUAAGUCUUCCGUCCGUUACCUCUCAUCCCAAUCCAACUAAGCCUUUCUACCAGCCGCCACCAACACUUCAACCUCAACACCGCAAACCCACGUAGUCCGCGUCGGCUCCACCAACAAUUCCAUAAAAUACUUUCCCGAAAAAAUUUCCGCCCAAGUUGGCGACGUAAUCCAAUUUCAAUUCGCAGGAGGAAACCACACCGUAACCCAAUCCACUUUCGAUGCACCCUGCGUCCCAAUCAGUCAAAGCACAAACAACACCGGAGUCUUCAGCGGCUUCAUGAAUGUAGCUGCUAGUCUAAAUAGUACGGGUAUGGUCCCGGUAUUUAGCAUGCCGGUCAAGGUCGCCACACCAAUGUGGUUCUAUUGUAGUCAGGCUAAACAUUGCCAAAAAGGAAUGGUUUUGGUAGUUAAUGAGAAGUAUGUUUAUGUCAUUCCUGAUCUUCCCUUCCCUUUAUAAAUAGAAAAAAAGUAAAGUUCUAACUCAUAAUUUUCCAUCUAGCACAAAAGCAAACGCCUCUCGCUCUCUCUCCAAUUUCGCGUCUCUAGCUGCUAAAGCUCCUGCUAAUCUCUUUCCUACACUUAAUGGUACCUCGGCUACUGCUUCUACUUCAGGGACACCCGGCACUUCAUCUACCUCUGAAUCUAAUUCCGGCUCUUCCUCUGGCUCCUCAUCAGAUUCAGAUUCAUCAAGCUCAAGCUCAAAUUCAGAUUCCUCCUCAACCACCGAUUCUACAACAACAACACUUAGUCCCUCCGCCUCGAGUACAUCCUCAGAAACAUCCUCGAACAACAACAACAACGACAACGGAGAUUCAUCUUCAGCAUCCUCAUCCUCAUCAUCCUCAUCAUCAACAAAAACUCCCGCCCUCGCAACCGCAACCGCAAAUACAGCUUCUGGAGUAUUCGGAGUACACAAUAUAUUUCCAUAUACCUAUGUAGGAAUUCUUCUUGGGGUGGGAAUGUGGGGUUUAUUUUAGAUUGAGAUGGAUAUAGUGAUUUAUGAUUGGAAAUUUGAGAAAAGAGGUCAGAGAGAUUGAUGGGGAUGUAAUGUGGAUGGAUGAAUAAGAGUAUAAAAAUGUUUAGGCUAGAUUGGGUGUGCUCUGAUUGUGCUAGACACUAGACACUAGAUGCGAGAUAAGAGGAGAGUUGAUGAGAGAUGAGAGAUUUUUAAGAGAUGAGUGGAUGAUGGGUUAAUGUUUUGGGGGAUUAUUUACUACGGACUUUAGAUAGGUGCUGGGUAUGUAAGAUCUUACAUGAUACCGUGCUCUAUGGACGGA